Messenger RNA from Leishmania major strain Friedlin, 1713 nucleotides. RefSeq lists its product as hypothetical. The transcript has a single exon. Lineage: Eukaryota; Euglenozoa; Kinetoplastea; Trypanosomatida; Trypanosomatidae. The coding region runs from base 1 to 1713 and encodes 570 amino acids. The record is from RefSeq and is a predicted model, not a curated record. Gene Ontology annotation, molecular function: triacylglycerol lipase activity. Gene Ontology annotation, biological process: lipid metabolic process.
AUGGAUUCAGCCCUGCAUGCCUUCCGGAUGCAUGGCGCUUCCUUCUAUCACUGGACGAGCUACGUAGUCUAUGUCAUAUACUCGUGUCUCUUCUUUGCCUGCGAAGUGAUCGCGGGUGUGCUUGAAAUACCAACCGAUGCUCCGCAGUACGACGCGCUUACGCAUCAGGCCAACUGCACCACCACCUACGAGGAGUGGCUGCCCAUUGCCUCCACGCUGGACGACAUGGACGGCUUUCAGAAGUGGCGCACCGACGAGGCGUCGACCUACUUCUCUUUCGAGGGUGUGAUGCGGACGAUAGAAGAGCUGCUGGAGCUGCGCAGCCUCGAAAGUGCGGAGGCACUGCUGGACAAUCUCCAGAAGCAUGUGCACCGCUCCCUCUACGGCAUCAGCCACCGUCGGUUGUACCUGUACAAAACCGGCACCAAGACGGUCAUUCACUCGUAUAACUCCCUCGUUUGUUUUCUCCUGGGCCGCGUAGGUGAGGCGGCGCGGGCUAACCAACGGAUGGCCGUCCGCACACGAGAGGUGCUCUCGGAGAUGUCUCGCGUUUACGGCUCCACUGCACUCCUGUUGCAGGGUGGCGUGCUUGCGUCAUCGGCCCACUUUGGUGUGGCAAAAGCGCUGUAUGAGGCCGGCCUGCUCCCCCCUGUCGUGUACGGCAGCGGCAGCGGCGCGCUAGUGGCGACGCUUGUGUGCUGCUCCACCGACUUGGCCUCGCUGUUUCACAGCAGCAGCGACGGUAACAGCAUCGCGGAGGCGAAUGCACUCCUGGGCGCGUCCACCGCUGAUUCGCGGUGGAAGCGCUUCCACCGCCUGCUGCACACUGGCGAAGUCUGCGACCCCGUUGCCCUGGCCGACUUCUUACAGAGAAGCAUCGGUGACGUGACCUUUGCCGAGGCGUACGCACGAACUGGGCGUGUGUUGAACAUCCCAUUUGUGUCCGCGUCGCCCGCCAUGCCGCGCAGAAACGCUGGUGUGGACGUUCAGCUGCUGAACUAUCUUACGUCGCCCGACGUGCUUGUUCGCUCUGCGGUGCUCUACGCCAUAUGCCCGGUCGCUGCGGUGCAUCCCGCCUCGUCGUCCUCUUAUGCGCCGCCGGGCGGUGCAGCACCACCAACGCACACGCUACUCGCACGGACACGACUGAUGAGCACCGUUGUCGCCUACGAGCCCCCCGUGGUGCAUCAAAGCUACGCCUGCUCCUCGGGCGACCACGUCGGCUACGGGGUGCUGGAUCCGGUGCAGCGGAUGAGGGGCCUCUUCUGCAUACGGUUUUGUGUCGUGUCGGAUGCGUCGGUGCGUGGGUAUCUAUGGCAUCUGUUGCACCAGAGCGCCUACGGGGACGGACUUCGGCAACGUACGCGUUUGUGGGACUGGGCACGCUACACGUUUGUCCUGUGCUUGCUCGGGCUGGCGCAUGUAUUUCUGCGUCUGCUGGCGUGGAUGGGCUACGACGCCAUUGCCGCACCGUCGCCGACUUCCAUGCGGACUUUCUUCGAAGAUGAUGCCGGCGAGAACAUGCGCAUGCACCCAAUCUCGAGCGUGUGGUUGUAUCUGCGGCUGUGUUACAGUCCGACAACGGCGAACAUGCAGGCACUGGGCCUGGAAGGGGAGCGGCAAGUAUGGCCGAGGCUGGAGCAACUGCGCAUGUCCAUCUCAGUCGAACAAGUUCUGGCGGCCACGUUGAAGCGGCUUCCCGCUUACAGGUGA